CGGCCCCGCCCGCGGCUGCUGCCUUCCGGCUGCGCGGAUUCUGCCCCACGCGCGCUCCCGGCUGGCCAUGGCUCCGCUGCGCUUCUCGGCCAACCUGUCGUGGCUGUUCCCCGAGCUCCCCAGCCUCGCCGCACGGCUCCGGGCCGCGGGCAGUUCGGGUUUCGAGGCGGCCGAGGUCGGCUGGCCGUACGGGGAGCCCCCGGAGGCGCUGGCGCGCACGGCGCAGGAAGUGGGGCUACAGCUCGUGCUGAUCAACACGCCCCCUGGAGACCGAGAGAAAGGGGAGAUGGGGCUGGGGGCCGUUCCCGGGAGGCAGGCGGCCUUCCGAGAUGGGCUGGAGCAAGCUGUGCUGUACGCCAAGGCUCUGGGCUGUCCCAGGAUUCACCUGAUGGCUGGCCGAGUGCCCCAGGGGGCUGAUCGAGCAGCAGUCAGGGGUGAAAUGGACACAGUUUUUCUGGAGAACCUGAGGCACGCAGCUGGGGUUCUGGCUCAGGAGAACCUUGUGGGGCUGCUGGAGCCCAUCAACACCCGCAUCACGGACCCCCGGUACUUCCUGGAUACGCCCCAGCAGGCGGCAGCCAUCUUAGAGAAAGUUGGAAGACCCAACCUCCAGUUACAGAUGGACAUAUUCCACUGGCAGAUCAUGGACGGGAACCUGACAGGGAACAUCCGGAAGUUCCUGCCCCUCGUUGGGCACGUGCAGGUGGCACAGGUCCCAGGCCGAGGGGAACCCGGCAGCCCUGGAGAGCUGAACUUCCCCUAUCUGUUCCAACUGCUGGAAGAUGAAGGCUACAAAGGCUUUGUGGGCUGCGAGUACCAGCCUCGAGGAGACACGGUAGAGGGCUUGAGUUGGCUACGUUCGUACUGGGAUAAGCGGGGCCGCCCACAGGCUGGCCAGUGAGGUCCUGCGCUCCAGCCACACACCUCUGGGAUGGGAGCUGCACAUCCCGAGUCUCCUCUGAAUUAAAGACAAUCUGCUGAAGGUU
Messenger RNA from Globicephala melas (long-finned pilot whale), 986 nucleotides. RefSeq names its product hydroxypyruvate isomerase (putative) (gene HYI). Lineage: Eukaryota; Metazoa; Chordata; Mammalia; Artiodactyla; Delphinidae. The record is from RefSeq and is a predicted model, not a curated record.